Melitaea cinxia (Glanville fritillary) is the source of this 1020-nucleotide messenger RNA. RefSeq names its product venom peptide isomerase heavy chain-like. NCBI's taxonomy places the organism in Eukaryota, Metazoa, Arthropoda, Insecta, Lepidoptera, Nymphalidae. The record is from RefSeq and is a predicted model, not a curated record. Gene Ontology annotation, molecular function: serine-type endopeptidase activity. The transcript is spliced from 8 exons. Bases 1 to 1020 code for a protein of 339 amino acids. Gene Ontology annotation, biological process: proteolysis.
AUGUUUACAUCCAAAGAUCAUACAUAUGCUCAUAUAUUUUGUCUCCGUGUUGUAAAAGCGACGAACGUAUCAGAUUAUUACGACGACUACGUUCCUCGUGUUGUCAACGGGUGGCCGGGCCAGCUCGGAGAUGUGCCCUAUCAGAUAGCGUUUAAAGCACUCCUUAGACGAUCUCGGAUUUACGUGACAUUCUGUGGAGGUACCAUCAUUGGACCAACAAAGAUACUGUCGGCAGCGCACUGCUUCACAGACAAUCCUAACUUUUGUCAACGGCUUUGUGGAAAUGGAGGGGGCGCCAGAACUCUAUCUCAUAAGUACGCAGUUGCUGGAAAUCUAAGGAAUCGCGGAUACCAUAGCGAAUUUGACAGCGAUACAGACGGUCAAUGGAGAAAAAUGAAAAAAGUCGUUUAUCCCAUGACAUAUAAGUUCCCGAAAGACGACAUAGCAAUUGUUUUUACUUAUAAACCAUUUGUGUACAACAAUUACGUGAACUAUGUACCAAUAGCGCGACGCUUAAUAGAUUACAACGGAAAAUGUCUAGUAUCCGGUUUCGGGAGAAUUUCACAAAAGCACUCAUCUGACAAGCUUCUCUUGGCUCAUUUGACUCUAAUCCCCAUGUCUAAAUGCAAUCGUAUGCAUCGAAGAAAUAUGCGAAAAUUUGUAUGCACUUCAAGCAAAGUCACUGAUGUUGGAAAGGGUGAUUCGGGAGGACCAUUAAUUUGUAUGAACACAGGUGACCCUAACGAGCAGCCAGGCAAGGGCGUUCUCGUCGGUGUCGUCAGCGGACAUCGGUAUCAUGUUGGAAGCUUCUUUACACGAGUCUCAUCUUAUUACAAGUACAUACAGAGGAACAAGAGUAGUAACAUCGAACAACAUACGAUAUUAAUUUUAACUACAAUAUAUACAAUUUUACCAACAUUGAUAAGGGAAGUUACUCCCACCAGAACCCCUUGUGCCUCGUCUUCAGACGGAUCUCCGGUAUCGAAACAAAUUAAGCCACCACCUUCUAUUUCCUUUUAA